CUCACGCUCUCACCGAGGAUUAAACUCUCCCUUCAAACUCUUCCUUCGCGGAAUAAUCUUCAUCUUCUUCACCUUCAUCAUGACUCUGGAGGAAGUCCUGGUCCAGAAACCCGCAGAGCGAGACCUUUGCAUGGGGCAGACUCUGGAGGACGCGCUCGUGUCCGCGAGAGACAACGAGUCUCUGACCGUCGGUGUCUAUGAGUGCGCGAAAGUCAUGAAUCUUGACCCGGACAGCGUGUCCUUCUGCGUCCUGGCCGUGGACGAGCAGUUCGAGUGCGACAUCGCGCUCCAGAUCCACUUCACGCUGAUCCAGUCCUUCUGCUUCGACAACGACAUCAGCAUCGUCCGCGUCGGCGACGCCAAGCGACUGUCGGCGAUCGUCGGCGACGACAAGGCGGAGCAACUGGAAGACGCGCACUGUGUCCUCAUCACGAACCCGGCUGAAGGUUCUUGGGAGGAUCCAGCCCUGGAGAAGCUGCACGUGUUCUGUGAGGAGAGUCGUGGUCUGAACGACUGGCUUCCUGAGAUCAGCCUCCCCGGCCGCUGAUCUGGGACCUGGACUCCGGUCUCCAUUUGUGCUCAGAUGCUGUGAAGCUUCUUAUCUGGAAAUACUCAUCCUGACGAUCAGGGUGACCCUGUUUCUGCUCGUCCUGGAUUCUCCUGAGGAGGAUUCAAGUCCAGGCAACGCGGCGCCGGCCCCCGGCCCACGCCCCGCCCUCCUCUGAAGGGAAAAAGGGGCGGGCCCCCCGGCCGACCGCCAACCGUCGUCUCUCGUACCCGUCCAUGCCAAGAUGACUCUCAUUCUUUAUGUGAACGAGGUCGGGCAUGCCACGAGAGCGACACGUCGACCCUCAUUCUUUGUGCGGAUGAGGUUUGGAGAGGAAGGAGAAGCGACUCGUGCGUCCUGUGGUUCCCGCAGAGCCGACGUCGCCAACCGUUGACGCACGCGCAGCAGGAGAAGAAGCGGUGCGGAGGAAGAGGCGUCUUUAGAAGAGAGACUUUUUUUAAAGGCGUCCUCUCUGCUGAGCAACAUGACAACAGUUGUCUUCAGCGCCAAAGUUUCCCACUUUCCAGAAUUGUCUUAAUUCUCUAAAGGUUUCACUUUAGAAAUUUAACGAUGACAAAAAAACAAGAAAAAAUCUCUAAAGGUUUCACUUU
Messenger RNA from Solea senegalensis (Senegalese sole), 1158 nucleotides. RefSeq names its product growth arrest and DNA-damage-inducible, gamma b, tandem duplicate 1 (gene gadd45gb.1). Gene Ontology annotation, cellular component: cytoplasm; nucleus. Gene Ontology annotation, biological process: regulation of cell cycle. The transcript has 3 exons. The coding region runs from base 80 to 547 and encodes 155 amino acids. The record is from RefSeq and is a predicted model, not a curated record. Lineage: Eukaryota; Metazoa; Chordata; Actinopteri; Pleuronectiformes; Soleidae.